AUGGAGGCGAUCUGGUCGACGAUACCAAGGAGGGUUGAGCCCUCCUGGUUUAGGCAGUGUUGGAAAUGGCAUGAUGGCGGUAGAUCAUCGGGAAACUCUAGUGGGGGCUUGUGA
Messenger RNA from Spirodela intermedia, 114 nucleotides. NCBI's taxonomy places the organism in Eukaryota, Viridiplantae, Streptophyta, Magnoliopsida, Alismatales, Araceae. The record is from the annotation of a GenBank genome assembly.